AUGAGUGACGAAGACAUUGAAGUUGAUAGUGCAGUUUUUUCUCUAAGGUCUAAGAAACGGAAAUCUCUUGGACGUAUGAAGAACGUUGCUAAGUUAUUAAAACUACGAAGCCAUGAAACAGGCCCGAGUUGUAAUUGUACUAAAUUUAAGUGUUUUGAAAAUGUCUCCGAAGGAGAGAGGUUGCAAAUAAUUAAACAGUUUAAUGAACUUAAAGAUCAUGAUGAACAAAAUUUGUAUCUGGGUGGCUUAAUUUCACAUGGCCCCGUUAAACGACACCGAAGUAGAAAGAAUAAUGAUGAAGAUGCUGAAUAUCACUCAUAUUCGUACACAUACAAAAUUCGUGUUCAAAGAGAUAAUACAGCUAUAGAAGUGCCAAUAUGUUAUAAAGCUAUGCAUGGAAUAUCGGCGAAACGGCUUCAGAAUAUCCAGCAGCCGUUAACCACUUUUGGACAUGUUAAACACCACGAUAUAACUAACAAAGAUAAGAUAUUGCGCCUGAAUGGGAGGAGCCUAAGCGGCUGGCCUACGUCACUCGCAGCGUCUUUUCACCAUUGUUAUUAG
Messenger RNA from Psylliodes chrysocephalus, 561 nucleotides. The record is from the annotation of a GenBank genome assembly. Lineage: Eukaryota; Metazoa; Arthropoda; Insecta; Coleoptera; Chrysomelidae.